This is a messenger RNA of Sparassis crispa, 243 nucleotides long. RefSeq lists its product as hypothetical. Lineage: Eukaryota; Fungi; Basidiomycota; Agaricomycetes; Polyporales; Sparassidaceae. The transcript is spliced from 3 exons. The record is from RefSeq and is a predicted model, not a curated record. The coding region runs from base 1 to 243 and encodes 80 amino acids.
AUGGGCUACAUCUUGGCCACUUGGUACGAGGUUGGCUUGGGAGCCUGCGGAUAUACCGACAAGGAUAGCGACCCCAUUGUCGCUAUCUCUUAUAUCAUCUACGGGAGCGGUGGCAGCUGCGGGCAGUGGAUGCAUAUCACCAACACUGUUAACGGCAUCGGCCAGUACGGCUUGACUUACGAUGAAUGUGAGGGCCAGUCCGAUAUCGUGAACAUUCUCUGGCUGGACAUACUCCGAGUAUAA